This is a messenger RNA of Hirsutella rhossiliensis, 1131 nucleotides long. RefSeq names its product thioredoxin domain-containing protein. Gene Ontology annotation, cellular component: endoplasmic reticulum. The record is from RefSeq and is a predicted model, not a curated record. Gene Ontology annotation, biological process: protein folding. NCBI's taxonomy places the organism in Eukaryota, Fungi, Ascomycota, Sordariomycetes, Hypocreales, Ophiocordycipitaceae. Gene Ontology annotation, molecular function: protein disulfide isomerase activity. The coding region runs from base 1 to 1131 and encodes 376 amino acids. The transcript has 2 exons.
AUGGUCUUGAUCAAGACCUUCGCGCUCGCGGCCCUCGCAGCUGUGGCAGCCGCAAAAUCGGCAGUCAUCGACUUGACGCCCUCCAACUUUGACGACGUUGUUCUCAAAUCCGGCAAGCCGACCCUCGUUGAGUUCUUCGCCCCGUGGUGCGGUCACUGCAAGAAGCUCGCCCCCGUGUACGAGCAGCUCGCCGAGUCCCUUGCGUCUGCCCAGGACAAGAUCCAGAUUGCAAAGGUCGACGCCGACGCCGAGCGCUCCCUGGGAAAGCGGUUCGAUGUCCAGGGCUUCCCCACGCUCAAGUAUUUCGAUGGAAAGUCGGCCAAGCCCGAGGACUACAAUAAGGGCCGGGAUCUCGAGGACCUGACGGCAUUCAUCACCGAAAAGACGGGCGUCAAAGCCAAAAAGAAGCAAGAGAUGCCCAGCAAAGUGGUUAUGCUCACGGAUGACACGUUCGCAAAGACGAUUGGCGGUGACAAGAACGUCAUGGUUGCGUUUACUGCGCCGUGGUGCGGGCACUGCAAGAACCUGGCUCCUGUUUGGGAGACUGUUGCGACAGACUACGCCAAUGAUGCCCAAGUCGUCAUUGCCAAGGUCGACGCCGAGGCUGUCGACAGCAAGGCCAUCGCCGAGGCCGAGGGCGUCAGCUCAUACCCCACCAUCAAGUUCUUUCCUGCCGGCAGCAAGGAAGGCGUAGUAUACAAGGACAACCGAGAUGAGGCAGGCUUGCUCGAUUACAUUAACGAAAAGGCCGGCACGCACAGAGUGGCUGGCGGUGGGCUCGACGCGGUUGCCGGAACCGUUGCGUCCCUCGACACCCUGGUGGCCAAGCUUGUAGGGGGCGACAAGCUUGCCGAUGUCGCAGCCACGGUCAAGAAGGAGGCCGCGAAGCUCAGCAAGGACGCGCAGUACAAAUACGCCGAGUACUACGUCCGCGUCUUCAACAAGCUCACCAGCAACGAUGGCUACGCCGCCAAGGAGCUUGCCAGGCUCGACGGCAUUCUGUCCAAGGGCGGGCUGGCCCCGACCAAGCGGGAUGAACUUCAGCGCAAGACGAACGUGCUCCGCAAGUUUGUCAAGGAGGCAGCCGAGAAGGUCGAGGAGAAGGCUGGGGAGGUCAAGGACGAGCUGUGA